CAAAUUGCUAAACUUUGAACCAAACUGCCGGCCUUAAAUGACCCCUUUCAGCCCUUUUUCAGUCGACCAAUUUAUAAUACCAGCCGUCUUCUUCUCCGCCUUCUUAUCACCACUAUGGCUCUCUCCGACGGCCUAAAUACAGAGGACUGUGACUCUUAGCCCUCUAUACGUCACCAUUAGUGGGCCUUCUCCUCUCUGCCCUUUGCCUUUUUGAGUACUCUUCUCUCCUUCCUCCCCACUUUUAAAUUUACCCUUCUCUCUUCCACUUCCCCACUCCCCUGCUCUCAUUUAUCCCUUCCUCCUCGCCCCAAAACAGCCAGCUUUUUUCAUGAUGUGGAAAUCCCUGCCUGGAGCUCUGAUCUACUACCUAAAAUGCUCUCCUUUCUUCUCCCAACCCACGGUUUUCAAAGAUCUGGAAGGCGUUUCCGACUCGCCGGAGCAACCUAAAAGAAGACCCGGUGGCUGGAAAUCCAUCCCCUACAUCAUAGGUAAUGAGACGUUCGAGAGAAUGGCGAGUUAUGGGAUCACGGCCAACUUUACGGUGUAUUUACUGAAGAGAUUUCGCAUCGAGCCGGUGGCGGCGGCUAGCAUGUCUAACAUCUUCUUAGGCACAGUUAACUUCGCGCCGCUGAUCGGAGCUUUUAUAGCCGACGCUUAUUGCGGACGUUUCCGUACGCUCGCUUAUGGCUCCAUCUCUUCUCUUCUGGGUAUGGUGGUCCUAACUUUAACGGCGGCCGUCCCCCGUGGAGUUCUACAACCAGCAAUUUCCAGAGCAAAUGCAAACAGUGGCAGGCUCCCUUUUCUAUUGCAGCCUGGCCGGCGCCGGCUAUCUCAGCAGCGUACUCAUUGCUGUCAUACAAAAGGCCACUGGCCGGAAUGGCAGGAACAGUUGGCUGGCCGGAGAUAUCAACUCCGGCCACCUCGACUACUUCUACUAUGUCAUAGCAGUUAUGGGUAUGGUGAACUUUCUUUACUUCUUAGUAUGUGCACAUUUCUACCGUUAUAAGGGGAUGCAGAAAGAAGAGAAGCUGGGUGGUGGUGGUGGUGGCCUGCAGGAGCUGGCUGAGGAAGCUUUUGUUAGGGAAAAGGAAGACAAUGGGGUGAAGGAGUAAUGAGAUUUUGAAACUUUUUAAGUUUGGAUAGAAAUAUGUUUGUCAGUAUAUAUAUAUCUUCAUGAAUCUUAAUUAUUGUGGGGGUAUGAUUGAUCAGCUAAUGUACAGACCUACUUGCCUGGCUUUUUAUCAUUUUAUUUUAUGGUUGUUUGCUUUUUUAUUUUUUGAUAUAUAUUUCUCUUCUUGAUAA
Dendrobium catenatum is the source of this 1302-nucleotide messenger RNA. Its product is annotated as protein NRT1/ PTR FAMILY 2.13-like. Gene Ontology annotation, biological process: transmembrane transport. Lineage: Eukaryota; Viridiplantae; Streptophyta; Magnoliopsida; Asparagales; Orchidaceae. The record is from RefSeq and is a predicted model, not a curated record. Gene Ontology annotation, cellular component: plasma membrane. Gene Ontology annotation, molecular function: transmembrane transporter activity.